UUCUCCCCUCCCCCUUCUGUCAGUCUGUCUGUGGGCGUGGUCUGGGUCAACUCCCACUCUGUGUCUGACCCCUGUCUGCCGCUGUCCGGUCACAAAGACAGUGGAACCUGCACCGACGGAGGACAGCAGGGUCUGUACCAGUUCCUCAGGCCGUCCUCCUCCUCUUCCACUCCUCUUCCUCGCUCCGUUCCCGUCUCUAUGGACUACACCACCUUUGGAGGCGGAGCUCCGUUACCCAUCAUUCCUGACCAAUCAGAUGUAUCCAGUUCUCCUCAGUCCUUCCUCCAGUUUGUCGGAGGAAAAGCCUGUAAGUCGGAGUCUGGCUGCAGUGUGGCGGUGCGUCCUCCAGGUGGCGGCGGCGUGUUGGCGUACUGUCCAGACGGAGGCCGUAAAGACGUCCGCAACGCUGUGGAGGCAGCGCUCAAAGUCCAGCCUGGUUGGAUGAAGAAGAGUCCUUCUGCACGUGCUCAGACGCUCUACGCACUGGCCAAGGGCCUGGAGUCAAAGAGGCGGGACUUAGCCGUGUCCAUCAACUCCCAGACCGGUGUUUCAAUGGAGGAGGCGGAGAAGGAGGUGGAGCUAAGCGUGUCCAGGCUGAACGAGUGGGCAGCGUUCUGCCACCAGGUCCAAGGGGGAGGAGCUCUGCCCCUCCCACAGUCCGGCUCUGCUCUGUCCCUCCCUGAACCUCUGGGCGUCAUUGGGAUGCUCCUCCCUGACAGGAAGCCCCUCCUCUCUACGCUCACCGUCCUUGGGGCCGCCGUCGCCACCGGCAACGCUGUCGUCAUGGUGCCCAGUCAGAGUUACCCCCUGCCCAUACUCACAUUCAUUCAGGUCCUCCAGUCUUCAGACCUUCCUGCAGGUUUGGUGAACAUCAUAACUGGAAAUAAAGAUCAGCUGACAGCUGCUCUGGCCAAUCACAGCGUCAUCAAGGCCAUCUGGUACUGGGGCAGUGCACAGGGCUGCCAGUAUCUGCAGCACACGUGCACCAGUCCCCUGAAGACCCUGAGCCUGUUCUGCCAAAAGGAGACCGAGGGUCCAGAAGGAGGUCUGGACUGGACCAGGUCUGAGCCCACAUUCAUGGAGGAACUGUGGAGGAAGGCCGUCCAGUGGAAGAGUGUGUGGAUUCCAACAGCAUAAGAGGAGGACCAGGACAGGCCAGGACCAUGAAGGACCAAGACCACGAAAGACCAAGACCAGGAAGGACCAAGACCACGAAAGACCAAGACCAGGACAGACCAAGACCAGAAAAGACCAAGACCAUGAAAGAGAAAGACCAUGAUGGGCCGUCUAUUGGAAGAGUGGAAGACCAGGACAGACCAAGACCAUGAAGGACCAAGACCAGGAAAGACCAAGACGAGGAAAGAGGAAGACCAUACCCACAUGGACCCCAGUCUGUGGACUCGUCGAAUCCAGGUGUUUGUGUUCGCACUAAACAAUAAGGACUAAUGUCAGAAUACAGGUGAAUAUUAUGGGAUAGAUCUGAGUGCAUUGGUUGGUUUGGUUCAGUUCUUCUGUUUGUUUCUAAAGUGACUCUCAGAUGGUUUGGACUGAAUUUACUUCUACGUUCAUUUUCUUUGUUUCUCUGAUUUUACAUGUGCUUCCUCUAAAUUUCUAAAAUAUCUUUCGUUUGUCUUUGAUGAUCACCCAAAAAUUACCC
Messenger RNA from Sphaeramia orbicularis (orbiculate cardinalfish), 1657 nucleotides. Its product is annotated as aldehyde dehydrogenase family 16 member A1-like. Gene Ontology annotation, molecular function: oxidoreductase activity, acting on the aldehyde or oxo group of donors, NAD or NADP as acceptor. Lineage: Eukaryota; Metazoa; Chordata; Actinopteri; Kurtiformes; Apogonidae. The transcript is spliced from 7 exons. The record is from RefSeq and is a predicted model, not a curated record. The annotation marks the transcript as partial.